UUUUGUGUCUGAGGUCACUCAAGAGCUUUGUGUUCAUCUACUCUGGCCUUCUGCCAUGGUUGCUCAACCGUCUGAACAUUGUUCUUGUGCUCUGAGGAGGUUGUCCUUGAAGAUUUGCCAGCUUUGGGCCUUUGCUCUGCAGGGUAUUUUCCCACAGAUCUUGCCAAGCAGGCUCCUGAAAUCUUCACAUCUGAAGUCUAAAGCUGUAAUUCUGUUUUUUGUCUUGCACACUCCUCUCAGGAUCUGAAACUCCACAGUCUUGUGCUCACUGCAACCAAGACUGUCCUGUCCUUGAUUGUCAUCCCGCAGUUUUUCCUUGUUUGUAAGUAGCUGCAGCUCUUUGAGGGGAUCAGGCUCCACAUAAUUCUUUAAUUCUAGAACUCUCAAAUUUCUGGAACUGAAGAGCUUAUUUUUCCCUGUGUCAUUGUCACCACCAGAGGCGUUACUGAAAGUGCAUGAAAAAGGAGAAAUGUCUACAAAUAUUACACUACAGAAAGUUCCGUUCCAACUUGGGACAGAAAUGUGGCUUGGGGUUGAUUUUUUUCUGAAUCCAUAUAUACUGGUGCUCUUUUUCUUAAUUAAAAAAAUCAUCCUGAAACCAAAGAGAAGUAAAUCACUGCAGGGCUUUCAACUCAUUGUAUUACGUAGUGGGAGAAGAGCGACCAGAAAAAGAACAGAAGAACUGAAAAAAAAGCUUUUAAAUAGUUUGAUGUCCCUCAUUGAUAACAGUCCCGGCACUUCUUUCUGCCUAUUUGUGGAUUCAUGAGAUAGGGGAAAAAGAGAACAAAAGCCCUGCUGCCCAUCUCUUCUCUCUUCCAAUGGGACAUGUGCUCCAGCACCAGCCAAGUGCCAUACCCAGAUGGGCCUUUCCAAACCAAAGCCAUGCCUUAGUGUGAUGUUGCCCCUGAAGCCCUAGUUCUGAGACUGUUGUUAACAAAGUGAUAAAGCAAUUUUUCCUUUGAUGACUAAAGAAGAUGCUGUAUAUACCAACUGUUCCCCUGUAUCAUCCUAUUCUUGCCUACUGGCCAAAAUACCAUUUUUGGUCUGGUAUUACUUCUUAACUGACAGAAUAACUGAUUACCUGUACCUCAGCAUGCUGCAGACUAAAGAGCAUGGAGAAAGGAGGGAAUUAGGGAAGCAGGGAAAGGGGACUGCUGGAGCACCAAGCUACAGGCAAUGGCUGGCAUUGUACAAACCAAAGUGAUCUGCAGAGAAACAGCAACAAGUCUUCACUGCUAUACUGAUAAGUUCAUUUUGUUUCCUGUAUAGUGGGUAAAAAGGAUUGCAAUCUGUAUCCCCAUUAUAGGGAUCUUAUAGGUUGCUUCCAACCUUGUGAUUCUAUGAUUCUAUGAUUCUAUGAUUAGCAUUUAGAUUGGAGCAAAUGUUUUGUUGCUCUAUAAGAAAAUCAAAUUAGAACAUUCUUUUUAGAAGUUCUUUCUUCUAGUAUCUAUAAUCUAUACCUUGAAAGGCAUAAAGUUAGAAAGUAGAAACAAUUUGCAGGGUAUGUUAGUAUACUAUCUGAAUAUAUCUGUAAGCAGAUAUUUGGCUUUUACUGGGAUAUUUGUAGAAAAAAAUGAUGCAACUGUUCUGGAAGUGUUAUUUUUUUCUUUGCUAACUUUUGCUGAAGGUUUUAUCUAAACUAGUGAUACUCCUUUAGAAGAACCAUAAAACGUUAGAGGGCUAUGAUGAGCAUAAGCUGCUUAGUUUUUGGACAAUUUUAAGUUGUCUGUAGAUCUUGGAGAUUUACAUGGAUGGAAACAAUUGUGCUUGUCCCUUGCUCUGACAGAACAGCAGCACUUGUGCAAAACAAGUGUAAGAAGAGGUUUACAUACAUGACGAUGUGAUUUUUAUUCAUUUCCAGUAGACAGAGGUAUAAAUAAUGGAAUGGUUAUGCACGUGACUGCCUGUGGUGAAUGUUAGAUCUGUAUAUAGCCCAAGUAUUUGUUGUCUGACAAAUGUUUUUACCCUUUUCUAUUUGUGAUUGCACAAUGAAGUGACUCAGAUUGUCCAGCUAAGUGCUCCAUGCCUGAGGGAAUACACACAAGCUGAUUGAUUAAAUCACCUCUUUCACAAGCCAGGUAGUACUGGUCAGCUGAAGGACUGGCAAGCAGAAGAAAGGGAAAAUACUGACUGAAAGUACUUGACACUAUAUAUUGACACCACAUUGGUAUAUAUACACAAUAGUUUAAAUACUACAUAAUUUAUUAUUUUCUGUAUUUUGACCAAUUUCAGAACAGAUGGGCCUAGACAGUUGUUUUCCACCUGUUCUUCCUAGUAGCUACACAUUUCUUUCUUUCUUUCACAGUACACAUUUGGUUAUGAAUGUUAGUCCUGUGGAACUACUGGAAUAUAUUCUCCACUGGGGUAUCUUGUCAGGUCCAUCUGAAAAGCCAGUGCAGAAACAGCAUGCCAUAAAUGCAGUAACCACUGUGAGCUCAGCAUCCCAGUGCCUGAGGUCCUCCACCUACAGUUUACGCUGCCCUCUGCUUUGUCCCUAAAUUAAAUUAGAGUGAUACUUUUAACUCUGUGACACUCAAAAUAGCUCAAGACAUGGUUAUCUGAGAGGCCACUCCCUGUGUGAUACUGCUGAAGGUGGCAGCAAUUGGCUGUACUCAAGCUCUCAGCUCCUUCUUUUAAAAGACAGCACUGUGGCUGCAGAGGGUUUUCUUGCAGCGUCCUCAACCCUGUGGUCUGAUACAGCAAGACUCCUCUUUUCAACCUUCAGAGAAGAGGUCCUUCAAAAAACAAAGGCGAUGGUGAAGAUUUGCUGUUCUCUCCUCCUGUUAAGUUUGCUCAGUGUGCAGCUAAAAGCCAACCCUGGACUCAAAGUGAGAAUCACUCAGAAUGCCUUGGAGUAUGCCAAGAAGGUUGGACUAGAGAUCCUGAAGAAGAAUAUGGAGAAGGAGCAAUUCCCUGAUUUGACAGGCUAUGAGAGAUUUGGGCUUGGUAAUGUCAACUACAACAUCUCAAGAAUAAGAGUCACUGCUGUUGAAUUCCCCAACGUUUCCAUCUCCCUCAUACCCAGGAGUGGGAUAAAACUGGUGAUUAGAAACGCUUCUCUCACCAUCAAUAUGAACUGGAAUAUAAGGACCUGGAUGUUCAAAGACGGUGGAAGAAGCACAGUGCACAUUUCCAAGGUGUUUGUUACUGCAGUCUUUUCAACACCCCUGGAUAGUAUGGGUCGUACUUCAGUGUCACUUAACAGCUGUCAUACGACUUCUGGUGAUACAGACAUCAAGUUGAAUGGAAAAAGUGGCUUCCUGCACGAUUUCUUUAUCAAAUAUCUGAAGAAACCCAUUCACAGGAACUUGGCCACUAAUUCUUGUCCCAACAUCAGAUCUGGGAUCCAGCUGAUAGCUAAGGACCUCCAAUCACUGAAUGUCCCAGUGCGAAUUGAUGAUUUGGCUGAAAUUGACUACUCCUUAAACAGCUUGGAAGUAUUCCGACCAUACAUUGACAUGGCCUUAAAGGGGAUGGUCUACCCAGCUGGAAAUUAUACUGGCCCUCCCUAUGUGGCAACUCCCAUUGCUAUCCCGGACCAAAGUGACUCCAUGCUCUACCUUGCCUUCUCCGAGUAUUUCUUUCAGACAUUCUUAUUUUCUUACUACACAGCAGGGGCCUUCAACAUCACCAUUGCAAAGGAAGCUUGCAGAUAUUUAAAUAUAAGCACUGAGAUGUUUGGUAAUAUCAUCCCCAAGAUAGCCAAAUACUCAACUAUACCGUAUCCAGUUAUGAUGAAGCUAAUGGCCACUGAAAUACCUCUCAUCAGCUUGCAGCAGGAUUCUUUUACUCUAGCGAUUCAGGAAUCCAUGGAGGUGUUUGCUGUCCUGCCAGACUCAACCACUCAGUCAUUGUUCACAGUGAAUGUAGCAGCCAACACCAGCAUUGCUCUGAAUGUCUUUGACCAGAAACUCACAGGCUCAUUAUGUCUGAACAGGCUCCAGUUCUCCCUCGCCCAUUCCAAUGUUGGCUCUUUUGAGAUCUCAUUUCUGGAGAACAUCCUGUCUUAUAUUUUACAAACUGAAGUAAUUCCAUCAGCCAAUGCUAAACUAUCCAAAGGAUUCCCUCUUCCCAAUUUGGCCAAUGUUACCUUCAUAAGACCUCGUAUUACAAUCGCACAGGGAUAUGUGUUGAUUUCUACCGAUGCUCACUACAAGCACUGAAGGGCAAGAAUCACCGCCUGUUAGGCAUGAACCUGAAAUUAAUAACGGGACUGUUGAAAUAAAG
Lagopus muta (rock ptarmigan) is the source of this 4227-nucleotide messenger RNA. RefSeq names its product BPI fold-containing family C protein-like. The record is from RefSeq and is a predicted model, not a curated record. Gene Ontology annotation, molecular function: lipid binding. The coding region runs from base 2754 to 4163 and encodes 469 amino acids. The transcript is spliced from 16 exons. Lineage: Eukaryota; Metazoa; Chordata; Aves; Galliformes; Phasianidae.